This is a messenger RNA of Phragmites australis (common reed), 6933 nucleotides long. RefSeq names its product protein SUBSTANDARD STARCH GRAIN 4, chloroplastic-like. The record is from RefSeq and is a predicted model, not a curated record. Lineage: Eukaryota; Viridiplantae; Streptophyta; Magnoliopsida; Poales; Poaceae. Gene Ontology annotation, biological process: protein secretion. The transcript has 23 exons. Gene Ontology annotation, cellular component: plasma membrane. Bases 140 to 6610 code for a protein of 2156 amino acids.
AAAUUGCAGCAAGAAGGACGCAAGGCGAAACGGACCCAGCGAAAGGCAAGCAUCUCUCUCGCCUCGCCCAGUCCGCUGCUCCUCUCUUCCUCUCGCCGCACGCAAAUGGUCACCUAGGCGGCGAGGUCGCCGUGCCGCAAUGUCGCACUUCCCCCGCGUCUCGCCCCCCCUCGCGCCUCCGCUGCCCAUCUUCCUCCUCCAGCACCCGUCGCGCCGCGGCGGCCGCCGCCCCCGCGGUCGCAGCGGCCACCCGACGUCGAGGCCCCUCCUCACCCUCGCCCGCUUCGACCCGCCGCCGCUGCUCCGCCUCAAGGUCGCCGACUCCAGCGACUGCCCCGGGGACGUCGCCCACAACAGCAACCACCACGCGCCGCUGCUCCCGAGCCCGCGGGGCCUGGUCGGGUCGCUCGCCCCCGUAUGGCGGGAGGGCCUCUUCCUCGUGCGCUGCUCCGUCUUCGCCGCCGUGGUUUCCAUCGCCGCCGCGCUCUCGUGGUUCGCGCAGCUCCGCGCCCGCUCCUUCGUCGAGGCGCGGCUCCUCCCUGCGGCCUGCGCCGCGCUCGGCGACUACCUCCAGCGGGAGGUCCAGCUCGGCAAGGUGCGCAGCGUCUCGCCGCUCGGGAUCACGCUGCAGACAUGCUCCAUCGGCCCGCACAGGGAGGAGUUCUCCUGCGCCGAGGUACCCGUCAUGAAGAUUAGGGUCAGGCCCUUCGCUAGCCUCAGGAGGGGGAGGGUCGUUGUCGACGCCGUGUUGUCCGAGCCCUCCGCGCUGGUGGCCCAAAAGAAGGAUUUCUCAUGGCUCGGGAUUCCCUCGCCGUCCGAGGGCACUCUCAAGAGGCACUCGGGCGAGGAGGGCAUAGACUACCGCACCAAGACCAGGAGGCUCGCGAGGGAGAAGGCCGCAGAGCAAUGGAACCAGGAGAGGGAUAAAACCGCAAGGGAAGCUGCCGAAAGGGGAUACACCAUUCCGAGUGGCCAAUCAGUUUCUCCGUCCACUAAUCAGAUGCUGGAGGUUGAUGGACCUACCGAUAUUGGGAAGUCCAGUCCCCCCCUUUGCGCUGAUGAAAUGCACAAGAAGGAUCAUCACAUGGCGACAGGCAUUGACUCCGGCUCGAAACAUGCAGAUUUGGAGAAAUCUUUUGGUGUGAAAUCUCGCAUUCCAUGGAUCAACCUCUGGUCUAGGAUGAUUUCAAGCCCUAGUAGGCUCAGGUUUAGGAGAAAGGUUCACAGUAAGGUGAUAUCAGAUAUUGACAAUGCUUCUCAGCAAAGGAUUCUUAGACGCAGUGCGGAUGCUGCUGUAGCAUACUUUCAGAGCAUAGGUCACAGUAAUCUUGAUGAUUCAUCCCCUGGUCAAGGAAAAAGCUCAUCAGAUGGAGGAGGUCAUACGGAUGUUGGUUGUGAUGAAAUCACUUCUAAUGAUGGACGACCUGUUGGCAGCUCCGAGACUGCAUCCAUGAACUUUGCUGAAUCACCAUCGGAUAAUUUUCACAGUAUGGAUUAUUUAGGUAAAGGAAAAUCUGCAAGUGCAGUGCCGAUCAUCAAUUCAGAUGAUGCCUUUAAUGGGCAUUCUCAUAAUCAACUAUUUAGUCAGUGUAGUUCAUGUAAUUUGGAUAGCACCGGGUUAGUGUGCCACCAUUUGGAAGAUCUGCAGUUCAGUCAGGCCAACUUUUCCCAGUGCUCUAUAUUGGAAAAAUUCGAGAAUCGUUCUGAAGAUAAACCUGUUUCUCAGCAGGAAAUCAUUUUUGGGAAUUUCGGUUCAUGCACACACGCUCACAACUGGGCAUCAUUUUGGCCUUUCCAAUUAAAGGGGUUCCCUGUCAGUCUUAAUGCACCAUGUGCAUCUCUGGAUGUUCAAAUUCAGAAGUUGAAGUCGCAAUUUGCCAUUGGUCCUGGAGACAUCUCUGCUGAACUUUCAGAAGGUGUUAGCCAGAUCCAUCCUGGCGGUGUUCAGCAUGCACUUCCCAUCACCCUUGAUUCUGUUUAUUUCAAUGGCGGGGACUUGAUGCUUCUGGGAUAUGGUGAUCAGGAACCCAGGGAAAUGAAACAUGCAAAUGGACACAUCAAGUUCAAAAACAGUUAUAAUCGUGUACAUGUGCAUGUAACUGGGAACUGCAUGGAGUGGAGGCAAGAUCGAACUUCUCAAGGAGGGGGUUAUCUUUCUACAGAUGUUUUUGUUGACAUAGCUGAGCAAACAUGGCAUGCUAAUCUCAAAGUAGUCAAUGCUUUUGCUCCGCUGUUUGAAAGGAUUCUAGAAAUACCUGUUGUUUGGCACAAAGGAAGAGCUACCGGUGAGGUGCAUAUCUGUAUGUCAAAGGGUGAUAGUUUCCCAAGCAUUCAUGGUCAGCUUGAUGUGAAAGGCCUAGCUUUUCAGAUAUUAGAUGCUCCAUCAUCAUUUUCAGAUAUAGUGGCAACUCUAUCUCUUCGUGGUCAAAGAAUAUUUCUACAUAAUGCAAGUGGGUGGUUUGGUGAUGCUCCAGUUGAAGCUUCUGGAGACUUCGGUCUAAAUCCUGAGGACGGAGAGUUUCAUCUAAUGUGCCAGGUUCCAUCCGUCGAAGUUAAUGCACUUAUGAGAACAAUGAAAAUGAGACCUCUUAUGUUUCCGUUGGCUGGUGCUGUUACUGCUGUAUUUAAUUGUCAAGGACCCCUUGAUGCUCCUGUUUUUGUUGGAAGUGGGAUUGUCUCAAGGAAGUCCCUUUCAAUAUCUAGUAUGCCUCCUUCUGCAGCAUCUGAAGCUGUGAUGCAAAACAAAGAGGCUGGUGCAGUGGCUGCAUUUGACCAUAUUCCAUUCUCUCAUGUAUCGGCCAAUUUCACUUUCAACCUCGAUAAUUGUGUUGCUGAUCUAUAUGGUAUCAGAGCAUGCCUUUUGGAUGGUGGAGAAAUUCGAGGGGCUGGUAAUGCAUGGAUUUGCCCAGAGGGGGAAGGUGAUGAUUCUGCUAUGGAUAUUAAUUUGUCUGGGAGCAUUUUACUUGAUAGGGUUUUGCAUCGGUAUAUUCCUGGAGGAAUCCAGCUGAUUCCUCUCAAAAUUGGAGAGCUCAAUGGAGAGACUAGACUUUCUGGUUCUCUUAUUAGACCGAAAUUUGAUAUCAAGUGGGCUGCACCAAAUGCAGAAGAUUCUUUUUCAGAUGCACGUGGCAAUAUUGUUAUUGCACAUGAUUAUAUUAUGGUCAACUCAUCAUCAGUUGCCUUUGAUUUAAAUACUCGAGUUCAAACAUCAUAUAUUGAUGACUACUUGCUGAACAAGGAGACCUAUCAAAUGAAAAAAAUCAUGCCACUAAUUGUGGAAGGUGUUGAUUUGGAUUUACGUAUGCGAGGCUUUGAGUUUGCUCAUAUAGCUUCCUCAAUACCUUUUGAUUCACCACGGCCAUUUCAUCUGAAAGCAUCUGGGAGGCUCAAAUUUCAAGGAAAAGUUAUGAAAUCUAGCAAUAUAGUCGAUGACAAGAUCAAGGGUGUCCUGCAAAAUAUCAUUGACCAAAAUAAGCUUGAGACUGAUGUGUCAAGGCUUGUUGGCGACAUAUCUCUAUCUGGAAUAAAACUCAACCAACUCAUGCUAGCACCGCAGUCUACUGGUUCCCUUUCCAUAUCACGGGAUUCUAUAAUGUUAAAUGCUACUGGCAGACCUGAUGAAAUUUUUUCCAUAGAAGUGAAUGGGCCAUUGUUUUUCAGUACAAACGAGACUAUUCAAGAUGCAAGGCUUCUGUCAGUUUUCCUCCAAAAGGGGCAGCUGAGAUCUAAUAUCUGUUAUCAUCCUGAAAGUUUGACUGGUCUGGAGGUUCGGAAUUUGCCACUUGAUGAGCUGGAGUUUGCUUCAUUGCGUGGAUUUGUUCAGAAGGCAGAACUUCAGCUUAAUUUCCAAAAAAGAAGAGGUCAUGGUUUGUUGUCAGUAAUUCGUCCCAAAUUUAGUGGCAUGCUUGGCGAAGCACUUGAUAUAGCUGCUCGAUGGAGUGGCGAUGUUAUUACUAUGGAAAAAUCAAUCCUAGAGCAAGCUAAUAGCAAGUAUGAGCUUCAAGGGGAGUACGUAUUUCCCGGAACACGUGAUAGAUUUCCUGUGGAAAGUCAGGGUAAUGGGUUCAUAGAGAAAGCAAUGGGAGGGCAUCUUGGUAGCAUAAUGUCUUCGAUGGGCAGGUGGAGGAUGAGACUAGAGGUUCCCGGUGCUGAAGUAGCUGAAAUGCUUCCUUUAGCAAGGCUUCUUUCACGAAGCACAGACCCAGUUAUUCAUUCCAGAUCAAAGGAACUUUUUAUGCAAUGUCUGAAUUCUGUUGGGUUCAAUGCUGAAAGCCUUCAUGAUCAGCGAAAGGCAUUAGAAAUGUAUCAUGAUUGGUUGGAUGACGAUACAAUGGAAGAUAUAACACUUCCUGGCUUAGCUGAACUGAGAGGUUAUUGGCGUGGCUCUCUUGAUGCCAGUGGAGGUGGAAAUGGAGAUACUAUGGCGGAUUUUGAUUUCAACGGCGAAGAUUGGGAAUGGGGAACUUACAAGACCCAGCGUGUUCUGGCAUCUGGUUCAUUCAGCAAUAAUGAUGGCCUGCGGCUUGAUAAAUUGUUUAUUCAGAAAGAUAAUGCCACCCUUCAUGCUGAUGGAUCGAUUCUUGGGCCACUAACAAAUCUUCACUUUGCUGUGCUUAAUUUCCCAGUUGGUCUUAUACCGGCUUUAGUUCAGGCUAUAGAAUCAUCAACCACAGACUCAAUUCACUUUCUGAGGCAAUGGUUGACACCUAUCAAAGGUAUUUUGCACAUGGAGGGAGAUUUGAGAGGUACUCUUGCAAAACCAGAAUGUGAUGUUCAAAUAAGGCUUCUUGAUGGCACUGUUGGAGGCAUUGAUCUUGGAAAAGCGGAAGUAUUAGCUUCUGUUACCCCUACAAGCCGUUUUGUAUUUGAUGCAAAUUUUGAACCAACCAUACAAAGUGGGCAUGUGAACAUUCAAGGUAGUAUCCCAGUCACUUACGUGGACAGCAGCUCCAUAGAAGAAAGUCUGGAAGAUGAAGAUGGUAAACAAGGUAUCAUAAGAAUCCCUGUUUGGGCCAAAGACCGAGGAUUAUCGAAUGACAUCAGUGAAACAAGAAUUGCGAGAGACAAGGCAGAGGAGGGCUGGGAUUUUCAAUUAGCUGAAAGCCUAAAAGGUUUAAGUUGGAACAUGCUAGAACCAGGUGAAGUGAGGAUAAAUGCAGAUAUAAAGGAUGGGGGUAUGAUGUUGAUAACUGCAUUGAGUCCUUAUGCAAACUGGCUUCAAGGCUAUGCUGAUGUUCUCCUUCAGGUUAAAGGAACUGUUGAUCAGCCUGUCGUUGAUGGGUCCGCAUCAUUUCACCGAGCGACGGUGACUUCUCCUUUCAUUCGGACACCAUUGACUAAUUUUGCUGGUACCAUUCAUAUCAUAUCCAACAGACUAUGCAUCAGUUCCAUGGAAAGCAGGGUUGGGAGGAAAGGUAGAUUGUCAAUGAAAGGGACACUACCUCUGAAAAAUAGUGAGCCAUCUGCCAACGACAAGAUUGAGUUGAAAUGUGAAGUUCUGGAUGUACGGGCAAAAAAUAUUUUGAGUGGCCAAGUAGACAGCCAGCUGCAGUUUACAGGCUCAAUUUUGCGGCCAGAUGUCUCUGGGAUGAUCCGGUUGAGCCAUGGUGAAGCAUAUUUGCCUCAUGAUAAAGGCAAUGGUGCUGUUGCCACUAGGUUGGCUUCAAACAAGUCCAGCUAUCUUCCUACUGGUUUUGACCAAUCAACUACUUCGCAGGAUGUUUCACGUAUUCUGGGGUCAGUGUCAACAUCGCCAGACAGACAACAAUCAGAGCCACAAAGGACUCUUGAGCAUGGAAGCUUUAAGCCAAACAUUGAUGCCCGACUCAAUGACCUGAAGCUCACCUUGGGACCAGAAUUAAGGAUUGUUUAUCCUUUAAUUCUGAAUUUUGCAGUCAGUGGUGACCUAGAGCUUAAUGGCAUGGUUCAUCCAAAGUACAUAAGACCUAAGGGUAUCUUAACAUUUGAAAAUGGUGAGGUCAACUUGGUAGCCACGCAGGUUAGACUUAAAAAUGAUCAUUUAAAUGUAGCAAAAUUUGAACCUGAUCUUGGUUUGGAUCCUAUUCUCGAUCUCGUUCUUGUUGGAUCUGAAUGGCAAUUCAAAAUCCAAAGUCGAGCUAGCAUGUGGCAAGGCAAUCUGGUGGUAACCUCGACACGCUCUGUGGACCAGGAUGUUCUGUCACCUAGUGAGGCUGCAAAGGUUUUUGAGUCACAGCUUGCAGAAUCACUAUUAGAAGGUGACGGACAGCUUGCAUUCAAGAAGCUUGCAACUGCUACACUGGAAACUUUGAUGCCAAGGAUUGAAGGCAAGGGUGAGUUUGGACAGGCACGGUGGCGGCUGGUUUAUGCUCCGCAAAUCCCGAGUUUACUAUCUGUAGAUCCAACAGUUGAUCCGCUUAAAUCACUGGCAAACAAUAUCUCUUUUGCUACGGAGGUUGAAGUGCAGCUUGGAAGACGCCUUCAGGCCUCUGUUGUCAGGCAAAUGAAAGAUUCAGAAAUGGCGAUGCAGUGGACGCUGACAUAUCAGCUAACCAGUAGGCUCCGUGUCCUCUUCCAAUCUGCACCAUCCAAUAGGCUCCUCUUCGAGUACUCAGCAACGUCGCAGGAUUGAUUCAUUUUUUGCCAUUGCACACAGCAAGAACUGGGCGUAGCAGCUUCCUUGUACAAAGAUUAGGUGCCCUGAUUAAUUGUUUUUGUAGAUAACGCAAGUUUUGGCAAGCAGUUGUACGUGUACAUUUGCUCUGUUGUAGCUACAUUAAUUCUUUCUCGGAAACAAAGUUUCCGAGGCUGUAAAUACCACAUAGGUAGCAAUCUUAGCGUCAGAUGUAAAGAAACCCAUGUACAAAUAAACGUGUCCUGUCUCUGCUGCGUCGUCACCCAUAUCCACAUGUGGCGUUGGCAUUUGGUGUGGAGUUAGCUUACAAAAUGCUCUCA